AUGAGUCGCCCCCAAUCUUCUCGCAAGCGGAAAAGCCUUGCCGCAGUCGCGCAUGUCUCCGAUAGCGACGAAUUCGAUGGCGACGUCCUGGAAGGCAUCCUUUCGCAGAGCGAUGACGGAUCGGAGGAUGAGCUUCCCAGCUCCAGUGAAGAGGAAUCCAACCUGGAAGGCAGCGACUGGGACGGGCACAGUGCCUCCAGCGAGGAUGAGCUCGAACACUCUGGCGACGACAAGGGCGUAGAUGCCAGCCACUCAGUCAUGAGCCGCCCUACGUAUCGCAUUGUCGCUGACGCCAACGGGGGCGAGCGGUACGAGUACAAAGAGAUCGAUCCCAUUUACGACAGCGACGACUCAGACGCGCAGGAGCCCGUCAACACCAUUGGAGACAUUCCGCUCUCGUUUUACGACUCGUACCCUCACAUUGGGUACGACAUCAACGGCAAGAAAAUCAUGCGCCCCGCUACUGGCGAGGCUCUCGACGCCUUGUUGGACAGCAUCGAGCUGCCCAAGGGCUGGACUGGCCUGACAGAUCCCCAGACCGGCAAGCCACUGAAUCUUACCCAAGACGAACUGGAGCUGCUCCGGCGACUGCAAACCGGCGAGGUGCCCGAGGACGGCUACGACCCCUAUCCCGAAUUGGUCCCCUACUUCACCAGCACCGAAGAGAAAAUGCCUUUGAGUGCGGCGCCAGAACCAAAGCGCAGGUUUGUUCCAUCCAAGCAUGAGGCUAAGCGCGUAGCGCAGCUUGUGCGGGCCAUCAAAGAUGGGCGCAUCCUGCCCUACAAACCCCCCGAGACCGGCGACAAGGAAGAGCAGGAAAGGGGAUCUUGCUACGACAUUUGGGCCAACCAAGAACCCCAAGAGCCCCAUGUGAUGAGCAUUCCUGCCCCCAAGCUGGCACCUCCUGGAUACGAUCUCAGCUACAACCCGCCUCCGGAAUACCUGCCAACCGCCGAGGAAAGACUAGCUUGGGAGAACACGGAUGCUGAAGAUCGCGAAAAAGACUAUCUCCCAGCCAAAUUUGACUCCCUGCGCAAAGUGCCUGGCUAUGCUGGGUUCGUCAAGGAGAGGUUUGAGAGGUGUCUGGAUCUUUACCUAGCCCCGAGGAUCCGCAAGAACAGGCUGAACAUUGACCCCAACUCGUUGCUUCCCAAGCUCCCCCGCCCAGAAGAGCUCAAACCAUUCCCAACAAUGUGCCAAACCAUAUUCAGGGGACAUGAUGGGCGAGUGCGCUCGAUCGCGUUUAGCCCCGACGGAGAAUGGCUUGCAUCUGGUGGCGAUGAUGGCACUGUCCGUGUGUGGGCGCUCAACGGACAUCAGGACUGGACCGUCAGGCUUGCCUCUGAAGAACCGGUCAACGUCGUUCGCUGGCGACCCAACAAGGACACGUUUGUUCUUGCCGCCGCCACCGGAGAGGAUUUGUUCUUCAUGGUGCCGCCUCUGUGCAGCGACUUGGUUCAGAAGUCGAGCCGCGACGUUCUAGAUGCUGGUUUCGGCUAUGCAGCUAAUGGCGCCCAAUCGCUCGCCGUCCACAACGGUGCGCAACGAGAACCGCCGGCACGAUGGUCUCGGCCAGGCUCCAAGCUUGAAGAGGCUGGCGUGCUUAUCAAGGCCACGGUGAGGACGCCGAUCAAGACGUUGAGCUGGCACCGACGCGGCGACUUCCUCUGCACCGUCUCACCAACCGGGCAACGGAGCUCCGUCACCAUUCAUACGCUCUCAAGACAUCUAAGCCAAAUUCCUUUUCGCCGGCUGCCUGGACUCGCCCAGACCGCCCAAUUUCAUCCCUCACGGCCGCUCCUCUUCGUCGCCACGCAGCGCAUGAUCCGGUGUUACGACCUGCAGAGGCAGGAGCUUGUCAAGGUGAUACAACCAGGGGCUCGCUGGAUUUCGUCUUUUGACGUCCAUCCGGGGGGGGACAACUUGAUUGCCGGGUCGUAUGACCGAAGGCUGCUGUGGCACGACCUGGACCUGUCAAGCCGACCGUACAAGACCAUGAGAUUCCACACCGAGGCAAUCCGAGCAGUCAAAUAUCACAGGGGCUUGCCGCUGUUCGCCGACGCCAGCGAUGAUGGGACGUUGCAGAUAUUCCACGGCAAGGUCGUCAGUGAUUUGAUGGAAAGCGCCACCAUUGUGCCCGUCAAGAUGCUCCGGGGCCACACGGUCGUCAACAAGAUUGGAGUCAUGGACGUGGACUGGCACCCUCGGCACCCAUGGUGCUUGAGCGCAGGAGCGGACGGAACCUGUAGGCUGUGGGCGUAA
Messenger RNA from Hirsutella rhossiliensis, 2262 nucleotides. RefSeq names its product WD domain, G-beta repeat. Gene Ontology annotation, biological process: ribosome biogenesis; maturation of LSU-rRNA from tricistronic rRNA transcript (SSU-rRNA, 5.8S rRNA, LSU-rRNA). Bases 1 to 2262 code for a protein of 753 amino acids. The record is from RefSeq and is a predicted model, not a curated record. Lineage: Eukaryota; Fungi; Ascomycota; Sordariomycetes; Hypocreales; Ophiocordycipitaceae. Gene Ontology annotation, molecular function: ribonucleoprotein complex binding; protein binding. The transcript is spliced from 2 exons. Gene Ontology annotation, cellular component: PeBoW complex; preribosome, large subunit precursor.